UUAAGCAACACUGAGCGCACACGACGAGCACUGCCCGCCGCUCACUCGCUGCAGAGGUCGGUAAUUGUCAGGUCAUAAUGGUGACUACUAGGUGGGUCCAUUCACAUUGUGUUGGGUUUCGGGAGGCUGCAACAGACACAUGCCUGUUUCAUCCAACCCCAAAGCCCAUUUAACCAGCUGACCUAUCCUCUCAAUCUAUCUCCACCGCCAUUCAACCACACAUUCACUCGCUCUCUGCAUUCACUAACUUCGGGAAUGCAGAGCUCAGUCGGACAAGCCCUCGGCGUCUGUGCAAAGAAGAUCUUCCCGCAAGUCGCUCAAAGGCUCUGAAAAGACACCGCAAACUCCUACUCGCAACAUGUCGACGCGUUCGAACGGGCGCGCCUCCAAGGAGAAUCACAGCAAGGACGUCCUCGCACCCAAGACUGAACACUACGAAUUUGGUGGGCCGCUCGGUGCCGCUUUUGUCACAUCAACCGUCCCCUUCUUUUCAUACGCCCUCUACUUCGUCUGCAAUGAGCAGGCAGGUUGCUCGAUCCUACCCAAGUCACCUGCUCUGCUUUUCAAGGCGAUGAAGCAGGGUGUCGUCGACAGCCUUUUCGACUACGAAGGCUGGGCUAUCUACUUUGCCUGGUACGCAUUUGUCGUCCUCUGCUGGGCGAUCUUGCCAGGCAGGACCGAGGAGGGUCUCUCUCUUCGAACAGGGGCUAAACUCAAAUACAAGACCAAUGCGUUCGCGACUUUGGUUGCUAGCUUUGGCCUGUCCGCGGGCUGGAUCCUCCUCAAAGGACCAGCGGCCUACACAUUUUUCUAUGACCACUGGCCAGCCCUAGUCUCGGCCUCUCUUUCCAAUUCCCUUAUCCAGGCAUUCUAUGUGUAUUAUGCCAGCUUUCAGCAAGGCAAGCUCCUUGCCGAGGGCGGCAACACCGGCAAUACGCUUUUUGACUGGUUCAUCGGCCGCGAACUCAACCCUCGUAUCGGCUCCUUUGACAUCAAGACAUUCAACGAAUUGCGCCCUGGCCUCAUCCUCUGGGCACUCCUCGAUUUCUCCUGCGCAUGCCACCAAUACAUCUCCCUUGGCGGCAGAAUCACCGACAGCAUGGCCCUUGUUCUCAUCUUCCAUACAUUCUAUGUCGUUGACGCGCUCUACUACGAAAGUGCCAUCUUCUCGCAGAUGGACAUCACCACCGAUGGAUUUGGCUUCAUGCUUGCAGUUGGCGACUUGACCUGGGUUCCCUUCGUGUACAGCUUACAAGCUCGCUACCUCGCCUUCGCUCCUGUCGACCUUGGCUUCAUCGCAACUGCCGCCAUCUUUGCGUCCAACUUUACUGGCUACUACAUCUUCCGCACUGCUAACGCAGAGAAAAAUGACUUCAGGAAAGGCCAGAAUAAGAAGAACCUGCAAUUCAUGACCACCAAGUCCGGUCGCAAGUUGCUGACGUCAGGCUGGUGGGGCCGAUCGCGGCACCCGAACUAUUUCGGCGACUGGAUCAUGGCUCUCUCUUGGAGCUUGCCGACGGGUUUCAACACGCCAAUCACCUACUUCUACUUCUGCUUUUUUGUUGUUUUGCUAGUGCACAGGCAGAGGCGUGAUGACGAGGCCUGCCAGAAAAAGUACGGCAAAGACUGGGACGUAUACAUCUCCAAGGUUCCAAGCCGCAUCAUUCCAUACAUCUACUAAAGAUGAGGUGACUAGUGCGCGCGUAGCGUCACGUCAACAUUGGAAUGAGACCAAUGGCGGUUCUCAAAUUUUGUGCUCUUGCGAUGCACCCACUUUACUGCAUUCAACGCCCUGGAUACUAUCAUAAUAUCUAUUUGAGAAUCCGCACGUAGUGAUACAACAAAGUCGAAAUCAGUCACGAAGUUAUAUGCCAACAGGGUAAAUGCAUGGAGAGUGUGGCGUGCGCUUGCGGAUGAAUCAGAUCGCGUUGAUGCUUCAGUUUAUUUGUCGCGUUGAGCACCGCGAUAAAGUCGGAAGCUGGUCCAUGUAACCCCGACCAAUGCAAAAAG
This is a messenger RNA of Tilletiaria anomala UBC 951, 2010 nucleotides long. RefSeq names its product putative ERG24-C-14 sterol reductase. The record is from RefSeq and is a predicted model, not a curated record. The transcript has 5 exons. NCBI's taxonomy places the organism in Eukaryota, Fungi, Basidiomycota, Exobasidiomycetes, Georgefischeriales, Tilletiariaceae. Gene Ontology annotation, molecular function: Delta14-sterol reductase activity. Gene Ontology annotation, biological process: ergosterol biosynthetic process. The coding region runs from base 359 to 1681 and encodes 440 amino acids. Gene Ontology annotation, cellular component: endoplasmic reticulum membrane.